Mycotypha africana is the source of this 2108-nucleotide messenger RNA. RefSeq names its product glucosidase II beta subunit-like-domain-containing protein. Lineage: Eukaryota; Fungi; Mucoromycota; Mucoromycetes; Mucorales; Mycotyphaceae. Gene Ontology annotation, cellular component: glucosidase II complex. The transcript has 7 exons. Gene Ontology annotation, biological process: N-glycan processing. The record is from RefSeq and is a predicted model, not a curated record. Bases 224 to 1966 code for a protein of 580 amino acids.
AUCUAUUCGGUUUAUUUGCUCAUUGAUUCUCUUGUAGAAUGUUAUAUCCAUAAUUUUGCGAAAACAAUGAAAAAAUGCAUAGUUGUCUAAAUCUCAUUGGCACGUUGUUUUGAGCAUAAAUUUGCCCAACUCGUUGUAUUUUUUUCUGUGCCUAAUUCAACCACUUUCUCUCCAGCGUGUGUUUGUGCGUGUGUGUGUGGAAAAUACAGUGAGAUUAAGAAUAAUGAAGUUGCGUCAACUUCCUUAUAUUAUAGCUGCUGUCGGUCUUGUUCAAGCGAGCAAUAGCAAUGAUGCUUCCACCGUCAUCAAAGGGGUCGAUCCUGCCAAUUAUGCUCUCUAUCAACCUAAUAAUGACGGAACAUGGACUUGCUUCGAUGGUUCAAAGACCAUUGCCAAGUCAGCCAUCAAUGAUGACUACUGUGAUUGCCCUGACGGAUCCGAUGAGCCAGGCACUUCGGCUUGUCCAAAUGCUAUGUUUUAUUGUGCCAAUAAGGGCCAUAUACCUGCUUACAUCAAAUCGUAUGCUGUGAAUGACGGUGUCUGCGACGAGGCAUGUUGCGACGGUUCCGACGAAGACGGCACACGGACGACCUGUCCUGACCGCUGUCAAGAGAUCGGGGAAGCGUAUCGUCAUGCUCAAGCUAGUCUUGAAGCAUCUGUUCAAGCAGGGCUUCUCGCCAAACAACAAUUGAUUGAUGAAGCGCAACAGCAAAUAGCUACUUGGCAAGAAGAAAAGCUUAAAUUGGAGGAUCAAAUCAUCUUGAAAAAAUCCACCUUGUUGAAACUGCAGCGCGAUUUGCAAAAGCUGGAAAAGAACAAUAAAGCAUCUCGACAAAAUCAUGUCAAUACCAACCGCGUGGAAAUCGAUACUCUGAAGCAUGAUGUGACAAUUUUGAAAAAGGAGUUAACUUUCCUCAAUACAGUCCUAAGUGAGAUGAAGAGAAAUCAUAAUCAUAAUUAUCAUGAUUUGGCUGUGAAGGAAGCUAUUACAAAAUACGAGACAUUUGCCUCUCGCUUUCCCGAUAUCGUGUCAGAAAUUGAAGAGCAUUUAGCGGAAAUUGGAGACGAGUCCAUGCAUGCUGAAGUGGACGAAGACAUUGACGUGGACGACGACGAGGAUGACGAGGAUGAGAAUGAAGAUGCAUUUGAAAAGGCGUCAGAGGCCGUACAACAAGAUAAGUCUGAUUUAGAGAACCACGAAGGUAAGCAUGACAACUCCUUCACUUCCAUUUCUUCAUCUUCUAUCCUCCAUUAUGUAUUUGAGAAAUUGGAUCCUGUACUUCCAUCGAUUUUGAAGAGCAACAUCAAGAAUUGGUUAUUAUCCAAAAACUUGUUGGUACCAGAUGAGCCAACAUCACCCUUUUCAAAUACCCUACUCAACACGAAGGAAGCAGCCGUAGAAAAUGCACAAGAAGCAGUUAACAAAGCCAAAGAAGAGGUGGCUCAAUUGAAUAAAGAGCUGGGCAUAAUGAAAGAGAAUAUCGAAAAGGAUUAUGGUACAGAUGGUGAAUGGUUAAAGUUGAAAGAUAUUUGUAUUGAAAAAGACGAAGGAGAAUAUACCUACUCUUUAUGUUUCCUUGGUGACGCUUAUCAAAAGAGCAACAAAGAUAGCAGCCGCACCUUUUUAGGAAAAUUUGAAAAGUUCGAUGGCGGUGAAGGUGCAGAUAAAUAUAAAGUCCAUCACCAUGACCAAGGCACACGUUGUUGGAAUGGUCCUCUAAGAAGCGUUAGAGCUACCAUAGAAUGUGGUAUGCAAAAUGAAAUUUUGGAGGUGACAGAACCUCAAAAAUGCGAAUACCAUUACCGUUUAAAGUCACCAGCAGUUUGUCAAUCAUUGGUGUCAGUUGCUGCUGAGGCAGCCAAGGCUGCUUCCAAGGAAGAUACUGCAUCCAAGAUAGCAGAAGAAAUCAAAGAAGCUCAUCUUGACCUCAACAAUAAUAAAAAGCCUGUUCAUGAAGAGUUGUAAAACAGAAAACAGACAGAACAACAAGAAUACAUAGUAUGUAGACUAUGUCUAUUGUAAUAAACAAUCCUCGUUUUGCUCUUUUUUUUAAAAAAAAUAAAAUAAAUUCUGGAUAUACUAUGGAAGUGCAUAUCGCACAACGAAC